Molecule: messenger RNA, 1981 nt
Organism: Eptesicus fuscus (big brown bat)
Lineage: Eukaryota; Metazoa; Chordata; Mammalia; Chiroptera; Vespertilionidae
Product: leukocyte immunoglobulin-like receptor subfamily A member 6
Exons: 9
Coding region: 1-1968 (655 amino acids)
Biological process (GO): cytokine-mediated signaling pathway
Molecular function (GO): inhibitory MHC class I receptor activity
Source: RefSeq, a predicted model, not a curated record
AUGGCAUCCAUCCUCUCUGCUCUUCUCUGCCUCGGGCUGAGUCUGGACCAGAGGACCCAUGUGCAGGCAGGGACCCUCCCCAAACCCACCCUCUGGGCUGAGCCAGGACCUGUGAUGCCCAGGGGGAAGCCCGUGUCCAUCUGGUGUCAGGGGACUGUGGAGGCCGAGGAGUUCUGUUUUGACAAAGAGGAAAGCACAUUCCGCCAAUGCGGAGAGAAACCACUAGAUCCGAUGGACAAGGGCACGUUCAACAUCACAAGCCUGACAGAGGGUGAUGCAGGGAGAUAUCAGUGUUACUAUCGCAGCCCCGCUGGCUGGUCAGAGCGCAGUGACCCCCUGGAGCUGGUGGUGACAGGAGCCUACAGCAAACCCAGCCUCUCAGCCCUGCCCAGCCCUGUCGUGACCUCAGGAGGGAACGUGACCCUCCAGUGUGGCUCAUGGCAGGGAUUUGACAGGUUCAUUCUGACUAAGGAAGGAGAUCACAGGCUCUCCUGGACCCUGGACUCACAACACUCCAGUGGGCAGUCCCAGGCCCUGUUCCCUGUGGGCCCUGUGACCCCCAGCCACAGGUGGACAUUCAGAUGCUAUGGCUGCUACAGGGACAGGCCGCAGGUGUGGUCACAGCCCAGUGAUGCCCUGGAACUCCUGGUCCCAGGGCCCCUUCCCAAGCCCACCCUCUGGGCCGAGCCAGCCCCUGAGAUCCCCUGGGGGAGCCCCGUGACCAUCUGGUGUCAGGGAACCCCAGGGGCUGAGGAGUACCAUCUGUAUAAAGAGGGAAGCCCAGCACCAUGGAAAAGAGAGAAGCCACUGAAGCCCGGAGACAAGGUGAUGUUCUCCAUCACAUACAUGACAGAGCAUGAUGUUGGGAUAUUUCACUGCUACUAUGUCAGCCCUGAUGGCUGGUCAGAGCGCAGUGACCCCCUGGAGCUGGUGGUGACAACAGGAUCCUACAGCAGACCCAGCCUCUCAGCCCUGCCCAGCCCUGUCGUGACCUCAGGAGGGAACGUGACCCUCCAGUGUGACUCAGGGCAGGGAUAUGACAGGUUCCUUCUGACUAAGGAAGGAGAUUACAGGUUCUCCUGGGCCCUGGACUCACAGACACAGCCCAGUGGGCAGCCCCAGGUCCUGUUCCCUGUGGGCCCCGUGACCCACAGCAACAGGUGGACGUUCAGAUGCUAUGGCUGCUACAGGGACAGGCCCCAUGUGUGCUCACACCCCAGUGACCCCCUGGAGCUCCUGGUCCCAGGUGAGUCUGGGAAGCCCUCCCUCCUGAGCCAGCAGGGCCCCAUCGUGGCCUAUGGACAGAGCCUGACCCUCCAGUGCCGCUCUGCUGUCGGCUAUGACAGAUUCGCUCUACACAAGGAGGGGGGACGGGACCUCCCCCAGAGCCUGGUCCUGCAGCCCCAGGCUGGGCUCUCUCAGGCCCACUUCCCCCUGGGCACUGUGAGCAGCUCCCACGGGGGCCGGUACAGAUGCUACGGUGGAUACGACCUCUCCUCUGAGUGGUCGGCCCCCAGUGACCCCCUGGACAUCCUGGUGGCAGGAUGGCUGCAUGACAGACCCUCCCUCUCGGUGCAGCCAGGCCCCAGGGUGGCCUCAGGAGAGAAUGUGACCCUGCUGUGUCAGUCACAGAGCCAGAGGGACACGUUCCUUCUGGCCAAGGAGGGGGCAGCUGAUCCCCCCUCUCGUCUGAGAUCAGAGCACCGAGCUCAGCAGUUCCAGGCAGAGUUCUCCAUGAGUCCUGUGACCUCAGCCCAUGGGGGCACCUACAGGUGCUACAGCUCAAACAGCUCCUCCCCCUUCCUGCUGUCACUCCCCAGUGAGCCCCUGGAGCUCCUGGUCUCAGGUCCCAAAUGGAACAUGAACAUCCUGAUCGGGGUCUCGGUGGCCCUGGUCCUGCUGCUCUCCCUCCUUCUUUUCUACCUCCGACACCAGCGUCAGAGCAAAGGCAGGACAUCAGGUGAGUAGGGAAUGGGCUGAC